Molecule: messenger RNA, 1522 nt
Organism: Trichobilharzia szidati
Lineage: Eukaryota; Metazoa; Platyhelminthes; Trematoda; Strigeidida; Schistosomatidae
Source: the annotation of a GenBank genome assembly
AUGGCCAAGAGACGGGCUGAUAUAGAGCUAAACCAGGACAACUGGGAUGAAGAGUUAGAACCGAAAAAGGUAGAGGAAUUUGCAAAAGCAGACAAAGAGAUACUUUCGCAAAGAAAAAUCUUAACAGCCCGUACACACAGGUCAUCGAAUACUGGUACCGCUGGUCUUUUCAAAUCGUUUACUGGCUUUUCCAACUGUUCAAAUGUAAAAGCUGCAUCGUUUAACUUUGGACAGACUUCUGUAAAUAAUACUAAAAAUGGGCAUAAAGAUGAAGAUGCUGAGUAUCUUGAACAUGUACAAGCUCUCAACCAGAAUUUACUUGACUGGAUUACAAAGCAUAUCAAAGAAGACCCGUUUUGUAUUCUUACCCCAAUAUUCACCGACUACGACAAGCAUCUUUCUGAUAUAAACUCCAAGUUCCCUAAACAGUCAGCUGCCGAAGUUAUUCCACUAUCUAAGAAAAAGGAAGAAAGUAGUGCCACAAAUAUCAACUCAGAAGUCAGUAAGCCUUCAACUACUAGUGCUCCACCGUCGCUCUUUACCUUUGGCAAUGCGCUGUCAAAGUCGUCAACAACGACACCGCCUGUUACAACAACCGAUUCCGUAGACAAGAAGCCUUCGUUUUCAUUUGGCUUACCUCCUAUCUCCACGGUUAAUUCAACAUUUCCACAAUCACUUUUCCAGUUCUCAAAAACACCCAGCUUUUCCCAAAAGACUACUGAAUCUGAUUCUAAACAAGUUUUUACUUUCGGAAACCAACAAACAGAAGAUGAUGAUAAUGAGGAAUACGUUCCACCUAAACCUGAAGUGAAAGAAAUAAAGGAAGAUGGAUCGGUAUUUUCUACCAGGUGUAAAUUAUUCUACAAAGUGGAUACUGAAUGGCGAGAACGUGGUCUUGGCAAUCUCUUCAUAAAACCAACAGCUACUGAUAAAUUUCAAUUGCUAAUGCGAGCGGAUACUAACCUUGGUAACAUACUACUGAAUGUACUCAUUACAAAAGAUGUUCCAAUUAAACAACAGAAAAAUAACUUGACAUUGGUAUGUGUCCCGUCACCGCCUUUACCGUCUCAAGGUAAAUCAUCAUCAGGCAGUAAAGAAGGUGAUGAACAACCGAAACCAGUCCCAUUGUUAAUACGUGUAAAAACUGAAGAGGCUGCAGGUGAACUGUUAAGUCAAAUGGAUUUACACAGAGGUGUUACUACAAAAUCAUGAUUGUAUAAAAAGAAAAGUGGGCGAUGAAGACGAAGGGCUGAUGGCUUCACCAAACAACCGGUGUUUUUUAAAAAAAAAGAAAUUGUUGUUUUAACUACCUCCCCCUUCUCUUACUCCUUUUGCUUCUCCUCCUCUUCAUACUUCUAUAGGAUCCUUUUUUUUUAAAAAAAAAGAACGUCAUUGUCUUCGAGAAAGCUAGUUAUGUUAUGUUAGAUUAUGUCAUCUUGUAAACAGUCCUUUGUGUUUGUUUUCUAAUGAUUAACACUGAUUAUUUAUAAAUAAAGAGUAAUAUUGGAAGAAAUUGGCUUCA